UGCACAGCUGUUUCAGUUUGUGUAUGACUUUUUUCUGAGCAGCAGAGAGUUAAGAUUUAUUUUAUGUUGAAAAGACUAACUUGACCAUUAAUCAUGAAUGAGGCGGAGAAACAAGCUGUUUCCUUUGCCUGUCAACGGUGCUUGCAGCCGAUAGUACUGGAUGAGCAGCUGGAGAAGAUAAGUGUGCACGCCAUGGCAGAACUUUCUCUGCCUAUAUACAGUGGCAAUGUAAACACAUUAGACCCACAGGACGCCAGCAGCUUUGACCAUUUUGUGCCCCCUUAUAGGCUGUCGGAUUCCAUUAACGGGACUGGCUUUAUGUUGGUAUCUGAUGGUCGUGAUAAUAAAAAGAUGAGUGCUGCCUUUAAAUUGAAGGCUGAACUGUUCGAUUGCCUCUCAUCGAAUUCGGAAAUCGAUCAUCCUCUUUGUGGAGAAUGCGCUGAUUCAAUGCUGGAGAUUAUGGAUCGAGAGUUGCGAAUAGCAAUGGACGAGGAGCGUAUAUAUGAAAGAUAUCUGGCUGAGUUGGAGCAACAGAAAGAUGCGCCAAACGUAGAGGCCCUAGACAAAGAGUUGGAUGAGCUUAAGAAAAGUGAGCAGCAAUUGCUGGCAGAGUUGGCACAACUCAAGAAAGAGGAGCAUCAGCUAAAUGAAGCAAUCGAACAGGAAGAACUUGAAAAACAGAAACUGCACGAGCAAGAAGAAAGCUACUGGCGCGAGUACACAAAACAUCGGCGUGAACUAAUGCUUACUGAGGACGACAAGCGUAGCCUAGAGAGUCAAAUAGUGUAUUCGAAACAACAACUGGACAAGCUGCGUAAUACAAACAUAUUUAAUAUUACCUUUCAUAUUUGGCAUGCCGGACAUUUUGGUACCAUCAAUAACUUUCGUUUGGGACGCCUGCCUUCCGUCUCUGUUGACUGGUCAGAGAUCAAUGCAGCUUGGGGACAAACUGUACUUCUUCUUUCAGCCCUCUCCAGAAAGAUUGGAUUGACCUUUGAGCGUUAUCGGGUAGUGCCCUUUGGCAAUCAUUCCUAUGUCGAGGUGUUGGGCGAGAAUCGGGAAUUGCCGCUCUAUGGCAGCGGUGGUUUCAAGUUUUUUUGGGAUACCAAGUUCGAUGCAGCCAUGGUAGCCUUUCUUGACUGUCUAACUCAAUUUCAGAAAGAGGUGGAGAAGCGCGAUACGGAAUUCCUUCUGCCUUAUAAAAUGGAGAAGGGUAAAAUCAUUGAUCCAUCCACGGGCAAUUCCUACUCUAUUAAAAUACAGUUUAAUUCGGAGGAGCAGUGGACAAAGGCCCUAAAGUUCAUGCUGACUAAUCUAAAGUGGGGUCUAGCCUGGGUCUCUUCGCAGUUUGUGACACCGCAGUGAAUUAUAUUUAUUUUUAUUUAUUAGUCGUAAUCUUAGUGCUUAAUAUUAAUUAAACGUUUCAAGUUCUAAUAGCAACAG
Messenger RNA from Drosophila willistoni, 1443 nucleotides. It is a transcript of the gene Atg6, whose product is annotated as beclin-1-like protein. Gene Ontology annotation, biological process: late endosome to vacuole transport; autophagosome assembly; autophagy. The record is from RefSeq and is a predicted model, not a curated record. The coding region runs from base 94 to 1365 and encodes 423 amino acids. Gene Ontology annotation, cellular component: phosphatidylinositol 3-kinase complex, class III, type I; phosphatidylinositol 3-kinase complex, class III, type II; phagophore assembly site. NCBI's taxonomy places the organism in Eukaryota, Metazoa, Arthropoda, Insecta, Diptera, Drosophilidae. The transcript is spliced from 3 exons.